Messenger RNA from Cynoglossus semilaevis (tongue sole), 3022 nucleotides. It is a transcript of the gene g2e3, whose product is annotated as G2/M-phase specific E3 ubiquitin protein ligase. Gene Ontology annotation, molecular function: ubiquitin-protein transferase activity. The coding region runs from base 258 to 2459 and encodes 733 amino acids. NCBI's taxonomy places the organism in Eukaryota, Metazoa, Chordata, Actinopteri, Pleuronectiformes, Cynoglossidae. The transcript is spliced from 17 exons. The record is from RefSeq and is a predicted model, not a curated record. Gene Ontology annotation, cellular component: nucleus.
AAAGCGGAAAAUUUAAAAUAUCAGGUCGUUCGAAACAAAGUCGUCGUAAUGUUCGAACCUAUAAUAGGAGAAGUGCACGGAAAUUGACGGCAAGGCGCCACGUAACCCCAUAUUUGCCAUCGAUAACACAUGCGCUAUCCGAUUUAAAUGGGUCAAGAAAAUGUGGAUCUAACCGUGGAUUUCUGAAUUUUUCGACUCGACGUCGCUGCUGGAACAAUUAAUUCUUCUGUCACUUUGUUUUUAAUGAGGAUCUAAACAUGAACAAGGGUUGUCGUUCGCAGACGUCAGAAGAACGUUGUGUGUUGUGCAGAAGCAGUGAAGAUGAUCCUGCUAUGUUUGGAGAAAAAAUCACCCUGAAAGAACACAACCUCACUCUCCAUUACUUCUGUCUGCUGACCUCUUCUGGUGUGUACCAGCGUGGAAAAGAGAAUGAAGGAGUGUUUGGUUUCCUGGUGGAUGACAUCAAACAGGAAGUCCACCGUGCAGCUCGACUGACUUGUUGCUACUGCAGGAAGAAAGGUGCUUGUGUUGGCUGUAACAAGCGCAGCUGCAGGAAGUCCGUUCACUUUUCUUGUGGCAGAAAGAAUAACUUCAUCUUUCAGUUUAGAGGCCUUUUCCCGUCAUACUGUCAAGAUCACUCUCCCACUCAGUCAUUGUGUGUCAGCUCCAACCUCAGUCUGCCUAAUUCCUGCUCCAUCUGUUUGGAGGCCAUUGAACCCGUCCUGUCCUACUCCAUCCUCAAGUGUCCGUGCUGCCACGCCAGCUGGUUCCACCGAGACUGUGUGCAGCGUCAGGCCCACAGCGCCGGCCUCUUCUUCUUCAGAUGUACCCUGUGCAACAAUCAGGACAACUUCAGGGAGGAGAUGCUGCGGAUGGGAAUCUUCAUCCCAGAGAGAGAUGCUUCCUGGGAGUUGGAGGCAAACGCGUUUUCAGAGCUGCUUGAAGUUUACCAACACUGCGACGCUCCCAUCUGCCAGUGCAACAAUGGACGCACACACUCUGCCAAGCUCGGGUAUUUUGAGUUGAUUCGAUGUUGUCUCUGUGGAUCCAGAGGAACUCACCGUAAAUGUUCGGAGCUGAAGUUGGACAUCAAAGACUGGGCCUGCAGCGAGUGCACCGGGGCCACUGAUGGAAAAGCCUCCCUGGUCACAUCUCCUAAGGUCAGCUCAAGGAGGAGUUGGUCCAAACGUCACCUGUCAACAAUCCAUUCUCCUAUUAGCAGUAAAAGGCCAAUGACAUCUGUCACCAACAGUUCACCUGAAGUCAUCCUGCAGACUCUGGUCACUCAGCUGGGUCCACACAGUGCCCAAGUGGAGGUGAGCGGGUGUCAGGCUCUACAGGCGGGACUAAACCUGGUCCGGUCACCUGACUUUGAACCCACUUGUAGUCUCUCUGUCAGAUUCAGUAAAGAACAGGAGGAUAUGUUUCCAAAGAGUUUGCAGGACAACGAGGAAGUAGCAAAACAGUACUUCCUGAAGUUGUUAGUGCAGCAGAUCCAGAGCAGUGUGGUGUUCGAGGGUCCAGAAGGAUGUAAAAAUCUAUCGCUGGAUUCUCUUGCUCUCCGUGAAGAUCUCUACUUUGACAUUGGCUGCCUCCUGGCCCUCUGCCUGGUCCAUGGAGCCCUGAUUGGCUUCUUCUCCCCCGGGCUUUUCCAGUGUCUGUUCAACUUCCCGGCCAACUGCCCGCUCAGCAUCGAUCACAUGACGCCUGACAUGCAAUUAACACACAAUGUCAGGAUGAUCGCGGAGGCGGAGACUCUGAGUGACCUCAGGGACGCCAUGAUUUCUAGCUGGCAGUUCUUAGAGCUCGCCGGCUGCAACAGGUUGGUCAACAGGCUGGAAGAGAAAGAAGAGGUUGUGGAGGACUUAGUCAGCUUCACCUUGAUCACCAGGAUGCAGCUCCCUCUCCAGAGGUUUCGAGAAGGUUUGCAGACGUUGGGUGUCUUUAAACAGGUGCAGCUCUUCCCCUCCUUUUACUCUGCUGUCUUCUGUGAAGCAGAAACUCCACUAACUGCCCAGACCCUCAGUAAGUUUUUCACCAUCAGACUGUCUGAGCAGCAGGAGAAGCUGAACAAAGAGACGCCCAUCGUCAGCUUCUGGAGACACUUCCUGGUGGAGUGUGAAGUUGGGAGGGCUUCCAUUUCCCUGCAGGACCUCCUACUCUUCUCCACAGGAGCUGAGAAGCUCCCAGUGCUCGGCCCCAUCUGUCCUCGUCCUUCUAUCUCCUUCUUUCACAGUGCCUCCUCGGCUGAUGAUGACAGGGAGGAGGAGUCGAAGGAGGUGUGCUUGUUUCCUCGCAGUGAUCCUAGUUCCUAUUCUCUCCUGCUCCCAGUCUGCACCUCCUAUGUGGCCUUCAAAAGCUCCAUGGAGCAGGCAGUCAGCCACCACCUGCACCUCCUGCCUGCAGUCGGUGAGAGAGGAGCAGAUCAACAGAAGAGGAACAUCAGUAACCUGCUUUGACGUAGUGACUUUGUUAUUUUUGUAAAUCUUCUAAACAUGCAUUAAUGCAGCCAGAGACUAGAAACUAAACAGACUACAGUAAAACAAACCCAGGCUGAACCAGUACCACCACACACACGUCUCUUUUUUGGGUUUUGUGAUUUUUUUUAUCACAAAACCCAACCUUUUUUUUAUAUUUUCAAAGAACACACUAAAGACUUUUGUUUGAAAACCGAUGGUAAGAGAAAAUGAAAACCUGGCAGUACAGAUAUCACCCAAACCAACUGUCUCUGUUUAAUAGCAUUGAAGCUCAGUUUCUGUAUAAGUUUCCUCUUUCUUCUUAAAUAGUUGUUACUUAUUUUCCAGAUAAUUAAAAAUGUUGGCUUGUUUAAAAUAAGACAUCCUGUUUUAAAAUGUUCUGUGUUAUUCACUGAAGUGUUUGCGCUUUUUUUUUUACAUUCUUUCUAAUCUGUUCAUAUUUUUAUUGAACAGGGUUGUCUGUCUUUUACUGUUCUACUGCUUGCGUUUGUCAUAUGUUGUAAUUGAAAAUAAACCAACUUUAUCUGGACAAACUGACUUGUGAC